Pundamilia nyererei is the source of this 1261-nucleotide messenger RNA. It is a transcript of the gene psph, whose product is annotated as phosphoserine phosphatase. Lineage: Eukaryota; Metazoa; Chordata; Actinopteri; Cichliformes; Cichlidae. The record is from RefSeq and is a predicted model, not a curated record. Gene Ontology annotation, biological process: L-serine biosynthetic process; dephosphorylation. Gene Ontology annotation, cellular component: cytoplasm. The transcript is spliced from 6 exons. The coding region runs from base 113 to 841 and encodes 242 amino acids. Gene Ontology annotation, molecular function: magnesium ion binding; L-phosphoserine phosphatase activity.
GGAACCGAGCCAGUGAUGUAGUGGGCGGGCCCUAAUCGGCUUCUCUCUGAUUGGCCCACCAUUCAGUGCUUUUCUUCCUCGUCCACGAGCCGACCGAGAGCUGUCGGCUUUUAUGCUGAAGCUGCUGUUCGUGCCUUAUCGUCGCUGCACUCGCCGCAUGAUGACAACGCUGUCGCAGACAAAGGAGCUCUUCAGGAGAGCUGAAGCUGUCUGCUUUGAUGUGGACAGCACAGUAAUCAAGGAAGAAGGCAUUGAUGAACUCGCCAAAUUCUGUGGUGUGGGGGAUGCAGUCACUGAAAUGACACGCAAAGCCAUGGGCGGCUCAAUGACCUUCAAAAAGGCCCUGACUGAGCGUCUUUCCAUCAUCCGAUGUUCCAGAGAACAAGUCAACAAGCUGAUAACAGACCACCCACCUCAGCUUACUCCAGGUGUCAGGGAGCUCGUGGACCGUCUGCAUGAGCUCAACAUAAAGGUGUUCCUCAUUUCAGGUGGCUUCCGCUGCAUUGUUGAACACGUGGCCACUCAGCUAAACAUCCCUUUGAAUCACGUUUACGCCAACCGGCUCAAAUUCUACUUCAACGGAGAGUACGCUGGUUUUGAUGAGAGUCAGCCCACAGCUGAGAGCGGAGGAAAGGGGAAGGUCAUCAGCAUGCUGAAGGAACAGUACGGCUAUGAGACUGUGGUGAUGAUCGGAGAUGGUGCCACUGAUCUUGAGGCCUGCCCUCCAGCUAGCGCUUUCAUUGGAUUUGGCGGGAAUGUCGUCAGGCCGCAGGUCAAGGAGAGGUCUUCGUGGUAUGUGACGAGUUUUGGGGAGCUACUGAAAGAACUGGAGAAGAUUUAAUGGUGCUCAAAGAUUAGUUUAUGAUUUUUAACAUGUUAUACUUGCACCUAAGGGUGUGCCACUGGUAGAUUUUACCAAGUGGACGUUUUUCCUUAGACCUCAAUAGAUUUUUAUAUUAAAUCAAAUGUUUAUACUAGUGGGAGCAAUCGUAACUUUAAUAGCUAUGUUGCCCUUUUUUAUACUACAAGGUACUAAAACACUACAUGGAAGACAAUCUUAAAAAGAUUAUUUUAGUGUUUUUGCAGUUUACAUGAAAGCUUUUAGGUGGACUAGAACGACUCCUUUGUAUUAUGGCACGUGCAAUGAGAAGUAAAAGUAUUUUUAAUCGGGUUUCUGUUCUGUAAGAGCUGUAAGCAGACCUGUCAGUGACAGUGUAGUGACUCAAGUCAGAAAAACACAGCAUUAAAAGAUGAGUGUCCA